UAGCGACUUUUAGAACACUGCUUUUAACUCUAGCUUGCCUUGUUUUCAAGUGAUAUUUUUAGCAAAAGAUGGUGCUGAAAUGCUUGUUGAUUCAAAAUGUUCUAUUAUUAUGUUGCAGAUAGUUCCUUUUGAUCCAACAAAAAAGAAGAAAAAGAAGAAACCAAUGCCUCAAGACCUAGUUGAAGAAGAGCAUGUUGACUCUUUAGUAGAGAAAACUGAGAGUUUAACAGUUUCCGAAACUGGUGAAACAUCAUUUACUGGUCUGAAAAAGAAAAAGAAGAAGCCGGCGCACACUGAUCUUCUGGUUGAGGAAAAAGAGAAUACUGCAGAAGACGUGGAUGAUGUAGUUGGCGACGAUGAGGCAGGAGAAGGAAUCAUUUUGCAACAAUAUCCAUGGGAAGGAACAGAUAGAGAUUAUCAUUAUGAGGAGCUUCUUUUUCGAGUUUUCAACAUUCUACGUGAGAAUAAUCCGGAGCUUGCUGGUGAUCGGCGCAGGACUGUUAUGAGACCUCCUCAAGUACUUCGUGAAGGAACUAAGAAAACAGUUUUUGUGAAUUUCAUGGACCUGUGCAAGACUAUGCAUAGACAACCUGAGCAUGUUAUGACUUUCUUGCUGGCUGAAAUGGGAACAAGUGGGUCUUUGGAUGGACAACAAAGGUUGGUCGUGAAAGGGAGAUUUGCUCCCAAGAACUUUGAGGGUAUUCUGCGGCGUUAUAUCAAUGAGUAUGUCAUUUGCAAUGGCUGCAAAAGUCCAGAUACCAUCCUCUCAAAGGAGAACCGUCUUUUCUUCCUCAGAUGUGAAAAGUGCGGUUCUGGGAGAUCGGUUGCUCCAAUCAAGGCUGGAUUUGUUGCUCGUGUUGGCAGACUGAAAGCACCAAUCGUGAGUUAUGUCGUGAGUAGCGCACAGAGUGAGAACACUGCACAGAGCAAAUGAUGAAGGUGAGUUAUGCCUUUUUCUUAUGGCGAUUUCUAUCUUCUUCCCCAAUUCGCCACGAAUCAGGUAAAUCCCUCUGCUCCUCUCAAUCCUCGCUACUUUCUCGUUGUUUUUGUACAAAAGGAGCUGUUGCUAAAUUCAAUUUCCGUGAAAAAAUUAAGAACAUUAAUGGCUUGGAUGAUGCUCUUUACCUGUAUGAGAACAUGUCGAGAACGAGGCCUCUACCAAGUACUGUUCAGUUUAAUCAAUUGCUCUCGCGUGUGGUCAAUCUGAAAGAGUACUCUGCUGCUAUUAACCUUUUCAAAGACAUCUGCGGUUUAGGGGUUUCAGUCGAUGAAUACACUAUGAGUGUUGCUAUCAACAGCUUUUGCCUUGCGGGCCGGGUCGAUUACGGGUUCUCCGUUCUGGGUUGGUUCUUCAAGCGGGGCUGUUCUGCCAAUGAGUAUACCUUCAGCACCUUACUGAAAGGCCUGUUUCGAGAAAAGAGGAUUAACGAAGCACAAGAGUUGAUAAGGAAGAUGGCCGGAGAAGGGCUUUGUGAGCUAGACAUUGUAACUUGUGGUAUUGUGGUCGACGGGCUUUGCAAGUUUGGUAACACCUCAAUGGCCGUUGAAUUCCUCAGAACAAUGGAAAAAGGGACACUCAAGCCCGAUGCACAUAUAUAUAACAUUGUUAUUGACGGCUUGUGUAAGGAUAGAAUGAUAGACUCAGCCUUGGCGCUUUUCAACGAAAUGCCUAAGAAGGACAUCCUACCCAAUGUAUUCACUUACAAUUCUUUGAUCGGUGGUUUGUGCGGUUUCAGCCGUUGGGAGGAAGUAAAAAAGCUGAUGAAGGAGAUGAUGUUCUUCAAGAUGUAUCCAGAUGUGGUCACGUUCGGCAUCUUGAUUGAUGCUUUAUGUAAGGAAGGAAUGGUGGAUGAAGCAGAAGAUGUAAUCGGAAUCAUGAAGCAGCAGCAUGUAAUUCCAAAUGUCACCUGUUACACUGCAUUAAUGAGCGGAUAUUGUCUUCAAGGGCGUAUGGAUGAAGCAAGGAAUGUUUUUGAUUCAAUGGGUAGCAGCAAGAAUUAUACUCCUAAUGUUAUCAGCUGUAACACAUUACUCAAUGGCUAUUGUAGAAAGAUGAAGAUGGACGACGCUAUGGUUAUCUUCCACGAGAUGCCUCGUAAAGGGAUCAAGCCUGAUGUGAUCACGUAUACCACUAUACUGGGGGGUUUAUUUCGUGUGGGUAACUGGCGCGCAGCGCUUGAUAUUUUCUAUGAGAUGCAAGCUGUCGGACUAAAACCUAACUUCUAUACAUACUGUAAUAUGUUGGAUGGAUUAUGUAGGAAUGGGCAAGUGGAGAGGGCUUUAUCGUUGUUAGAAGCAUUAGAGCGCAAGGGACAACAUCUUCACAAUGAAUACUAUAACAUCGUCAUGGAUGGUUUGAUCAGGUUCAAUAACCUCAAUGCGGGUCGAGCUAUUUUGGAAGAUAUGGUUUCAAAGGGAUUGGAAUGUAAUGUGGUGACCUACACUGUUUUGAUUAAAGGAUGUUGUCAAAACGGGCUAUUAGAGGAAGCUAAGGAUCAUCUUUUCAAAAUGAGACGGUUAGGUUUGUCUCCGAAUGAGGUUACUUAUAACACUAUUGUCCGAGGAAAUCUAGCAGGUGGCCAAUAUGAUGAUGCAGAAAUGUUUCUUAAGGAGAUGGUUGCCAAAGGAUUCUUGCUUGAUUUAAAAACAUUUGAGAUGCUACUUAGUUUAUUCGGCUCAAAGGAAAAGAAUCCCAAAGUAUUCAGAAUUAUUCAGGAGCUGGCGCCAAACAGUUUAAAACAAAAAUUAGGAGCAGAGUAGAUUCUCGGAAAAAGGUUCACCUGCACACCUUCCUGAAUGAGAGUCAAUUCUUGCACUUUUUGACUACAGCCUACAGGUUCACCCGUGCACCUUCGGGAAAGAAAAUCAGGUCUGCACUUCAACUUCACCCAAGGCCAGUAUAAAUAGUGCGAUUACUGGAUAAACAAAAUUGGAGCUGAUGAGCUCAUUACGGAUUUCAUGGCCAACCUCCAUCAGUAUCAUGAUGGAAGAACCAUUGCUCGUCCAAGGAGAAAGUCGCAUUAAAUGGCAUAUUUCGAUCGUCAGUCGGAGCUCCCAGAUUUUCCGACACGCAUCGGAGCCGUUGAUAUUUCAAGAGGCGAUUCUUGGUGCCUCGAUUGUCCAAAAAUUAAUUGGUGAUAUCUGGAUGCAUAGACAACCUGAGCAUGUUAUGACUUUCUUGCUGGCUGAAAUGGGAACAAGUGGAUCUUUGGAUGGACAACAAAGGUUGGUCGUGAAAGGGAGAUUUGCUCCCAAGAAAAUUGAGGGUAUUCUGUGGCGUUAUAUCAAUGAGUAUGUCAUAUGCAAUGGCUGCAAAAGUCCAGAUACCAUCCUCUUAAAGGAGAACCGUCUUUUUUUCCUCCGAUGUGAAAAGUGCGGUUUUGGGAGGUCGGUUGCUCCAAUCAAGGCUGGAUUUGUUGCUCGUGUUGGCAGACGUAAAGCCGGAACAUGAUAGGGAAAGGUUGGGCCUGCCUCUUUUAAGUUUGAUUUUUCGUUGCAAGUGAGAGCAUUAAUGUUAUUUUUGCCUUUAGUUAAUAAAAACAUUUAUAGUUUCUUUUACGUGGAGAGUUUACAUUCCCUUUCCCUUAUGGGCUGUUAUCGAACUUCACAAACAAUGCUCAUUCGUGUUCGAUAACAGCUCUUUUGUUUAGUAAUCGAUCCGAACUCGAACAUGAAAUUAUGCUCGUUUAGUUAUCGAACGAACACGAAA
Molecule: messenger RNA, 3709 nt
Organism: Striga asiatica
Lineage: Eukaryota; Viridiplantae; Streptophyta; Magnoliopsida; Lamiales; Orobanchaceae
Source: the annotation of a GenBank genome assembly